Sordaria macrospora k-hell is the source of this 1731-nucleotide messenger RNA. RefSeq lists its product as uncharacterized. Gene Ontology annotation, biological process: glucose metabolic process; glycolytic process; glucose 6-phosphate metabolic process. Gene Ontology annotation, cellular component: mitochondrion; cytosol. Gene Ontology annotation, molecular function: mannokinase activity; fructokinase activity; ATP binding. Lineage: Eukaryota; Fungi; Ascomycota; Sordariomycetes; Sordariales; Sordariaceae. The record is from RefSeq and is a predicted model, not a curated record.
AUGGCAUCCCUCAAGCGAUUAAUCAUAGACGCCCUCAAAUCGCUCUCCCGAGGCAGGUCCUUCCUACAGACUUUGCUCGCCUUUUGGAUCAGCCCAAAGUCCGACCCAACCAAAGUCAAACAGACCAGGAAAUUCCAACGGGCUAGGGACGAGUUCCUCAAAGAGGCCAAGGAACUACUUCUCGGACCAAUCGACAGCAACCGCUUCCUGCGACACGACCAUUCUUUGAUCAUACCAAACAACAGCGAUACAAAUCCGAACCUAGACGACCCUCUUUUGUUGCUUUCCCGAAAGCUCAAGGCACAAUUCCUAGAAGGGUUACAGACCAAGCCAACAUGUAUGCUUCCCUCCUACAAUCACCAACUGCCUGGCGGACAUGAGCGGGGUCGGUAUCUGGCUGUUGACAUUGGCGGUUCGACACUUCGCGUUGGUUUGGUGGAUCUUAAAGGCCGAGAAAUUACGAAUGAUGGCGACAACACCAUUGUCCAUCUGGACAAUCACACGAUAGACAAAGGCGCCCGAUCACUAAGAGGAACAGAUUUCUUCAAGUGGAUGGCACAAAAAAUAGAGACAAGUGUUAAAAGGACCAUUGAUGCCGGGCACAUUUCGAGAGAGGAAUAUGAGUCGGGAGACCCAUUGCCUCUGGGAAUGGCGUGGAGCUUUCCUCUAGAGCAAACAUCUCCCAACGGAGGAAAUAUCUGCCCCAUGGGCAAGAGUUUUCUUGCAUGCGACGGACUGAUCGGACAGGACCUAGGCGCCACAUGCAACAUGGUUUUCCGAGAACUCGAAGUGAACGUUGAGGUAGUCUCCAUCGUCAACGAUUCCAACGCCACUCUGCUUUCGUCAGCAUACUUCAACCCCUCAACCCGCUUCGGGCUGAUUCUUGGAACGGGUGUAAACAUUGCCGCCCACCUUCCAAUAAACCUGAUCGGAAAGCCCAAGUUCGGAGACAGACCCGACAGCUGGUACGAGCAAGCGAGUCACGUUAUGGUCAACACGGAGCUGGGCAUGUUCGGCCAUGGUAUCUUGCCCCUGACGAGGUGGGAUAAGAUACUCAAAGCUGGUCACGAAAGACCGGACUUUCAGCCGCUUGAGCAUCCGGUCAGUGGAUACUACCUCGGUGAAGUCUUCCGUAUUGCAUUGCUAGAAGCGAUCAAGACAACGGGUGUACUAGGAGGAGAAAUACCACCACUACUGUUGGAAGCUUACUUUAUGGAUACGGAGACAAUGUCGUUGAUGGUAGAUGGACUGGACUCCGGAGGCAAAGCAAAAGAAGUGUUCUCGCAGCUCUACCACCUGCCAUCAGGGCUUCCUAGCACCGAGGACAUGCAAGUCAUACAGCAACUAGCAGGUUACAUAGCUCAGCGAUCGGCUUCCAUUGUCGCAGCCUCGUUGUUCGUGUUGUGGGAGCUGAAGAAUGAGGCCGAACAAAUUCUUUUAGAUGAACUUGAGCCAGAGUCACCAUUUAGCGAAGAGACAGCAGUAGAACUACAGAUAGAGCGGACCACGGUAGGAUAUACGGGGUCGGUUUUGUCGCACUUUCCUGGAUACAAGGAGACGCUACAGUCUUACUUGAAUCAAUUGAUAGUCUCGUCGGGGAACGAUCUGAAAGAGAGGAGGAUAGAGUUGGUUCAGGCGAAGGAAAGUUCGUUGCUUGGGGCGGCGGUAUCGUUGGCGGGUAUGGUUGAGGAAGAAGGGAGGAUGAAGGUAGAUGAGAAAGGGUCGACGUAG